AUGUCGUCUGCCGUUCCUUACGAACCCGAUGAUUUUGAUAACAAUCCAUUUGCUGAGCAGAGUGUGAUAUCAGUUUCUUCUUCAAAGGCUCAGCAGCCCGCUACUACUCAGCAGCCAGAGCCAAAUCCAUUACCGCAACAGUAUCAGAGAACUGCUAUGCAAUCUCGGCCUUUACCCCAGCCACCUUCACCAGACUUACAAAAGAAAGAUGAUCUUGAACUAAAGAAACCUUUCCAUGAUUUCCCGAAUGAUAAGGAUAUCAAACGUUAUCUUCCCGAAAGACUAAACAAAAGCUCUUUCAGUAUUUCUGUAAAGGUGAGAGAAGUGGAGAAAAAUGGAACCGUGACAUAUAAAAACCCCGUGUUCCGAUUAGAUGCUUCGACUAAAAACAUCCCGGGCUUCAGAAAAGAGACAUAUAAAGAUGUGAGAAGAACUUUCAAGGAACUAGAAAGUCUCUACAAGUACCUUAUCUACAAUAACAUCGAGGUAUUUGUUCCCUCAUUACCUGUUAUUACUACGGCUUACAAUGCAAUGUCUCCUGAAUUUGUUGAAUCUAUCACGUCCAGUAUUCAAGAAUGGUUUAAUAGGGUGUGUAAUAACCCUAUAUUGAUAAGGAACCAGGAGUUUGUGCUAUUUUUCGAGCAGAAUGAUUUUAGCUACACUUCUUCAAAGACUAAGCCUUCCACAAAUUCUGUAAUGGCCACGGGCAUAAGACGAAAGACAUUGAAGCAACUUCAGCCACCUUACGAUGCAUCGCAAGAACUUGCUGAGUACAGACCAAUGAUCAAAUGCAUUCAUGUUGAAUCAGAAAAGUUCGUUGAGAAAUUGGAUAAACUGUUGAGGUUGGAGAAACAGUGUUCGGAUCUUGACACAGAGUUUUAUCAGAAGAUAACGGCGCUUUCACCCAUGGAGGAGAAUAAAGACAUGAUGAAGAUUUGGGAGAAACUCAACAAGGUGAUGCAACUCUUUACUGAGAUGUCUCUAGUCGGACAUGUCAAUUCUAGCUCCCGUCUUUGUGAAUGCUUUCAGUUAAUUUCAAAUGAUUGUUACAACAUCAAAGAGUCCCUUACUAAUAGACACUUACUCAUGAGAGAGCUAACCAAUGCUGAAGAAAGUACUAAGAAAAGACAUGCCUCUAUUGCCAGAUUGAAAUCCAAAUCUAUCAUUGAUCCCGUUAAGAUCGAUGAUUCUAUUAGAUCGUUGGAAAUGUCAAACAACUAUGAAAAAGAGUUGAGAUGCGAGGUCAAACGAACAACAUAUGAGAUGUUGGUUGAAUCCAAAGACUAUAUUAAAUAUUUGACCGCAUUGUUGAAGAAGACAUUCAAACUCACUGCACAACAGCAGAUAAUUCAGGAAAGAAAAAAACUACAUUUUCUUGAAACUAAGAAGCUGAUCAAUCCUCAGGAAUCAUUGGGAAGGUUGGGUAGGGAAUUAUUACCAGAAGUUGUCGGUAAUUUGUCACCUACUAAGAGUCAUGGAGAUUCGUGGAAUUCUAGAACCAAGAAGAAUUUUGAGAACACGAACGGAUCAGCGGCUGACACAGGUGCCGAUAGUAUCGAUGAGGAUAUUUCACAUGUAGAUGCUAAGAGUGCUGCAAGCCUUCUAGCUGGAUCAUCGUUCUAG
This is a messenger RNA of Brettanomyces nanus, 1623 nucleotides long. RefSeq lists its product as uncharacterized. The record is from RefSeq and is a predicted model, not a curated record. Gene Ontology annotation, cellular component: retromer, tubulation complex; endosome. NCBI's taxonomy places the organism in Eukaryota, Fungi, Ascomycota, Pichiomycetes, Pichiales, Pichiaceae. The transcript has a single exon. Gene Ontology annotation, molecular function: phosphatidylinositol-3-phosphate binding. Gene Ontology annotation, biological process: retrograde transport, endosome to Golgi; intracellular protein transport. The coding region runs from base 1 to 1623 and encodes 540 amino acids.